AUGAACGCCACGGGGUCCCCGGCGGCCCCCGAGUCCUGUCAGCAGCUGGCGGCCAGCGGCCACAGCCGGCUCAUCGUCCUGCACUACAACCACUCGGGCCGGCUGGCGGGCCGCGGGGGCCCCGACGAGGGCAGCCUGGGGGCCCUGCGCGGGCUGUCGGUGGCCGCCAGCUGCCUGGUGGUGCUGGAGAACCUGCUGGUGCUGGCGGCCAUCGUGAGCCGCAUGCGCUCGCGGCGCUGGGUCUACUACUGCCUGGUGAACAUCACGCUCAGCGACCUGCUCACGGGCGCGGCCUACCUGGCCAACGUGCUGCUGUCGGGCGCCCGCACCUUCCGCCUGGCGCCCGCCCAGUGGUUCCUGCGCGAGGGCCUGCUCUUCACGGCGCUGGCCGCCUCCACCUUCAGCCUGCUGUUCACGGCCGGCGAGCGCUUCGCCACCAUGGUGCGGCCGGUGGCCGAGAGCCGCGCCACCAAGACGGGCCGCGUGUACGGCUUCAUCGGCCUGUGCUGGCUGCUGGCCGCGCUGCUGGGGCUGCUGCCGCUGCUGGGCUGGAACUGCGUGUGCGCCUUCGAGCGCUGCUCCAGCCUGCUGCCGCUCUACUCCAAGCGCUACGUCCUCUUCUGCCUGCUGGUCUUCGCCUGCGUCCUGGCCGCCAUCACCGGCCUGUACGGGGCCAUCUUCCGCGUCGUGCAGGCCAACGGGCGGAAGGCGCCGCGCCCCGCCGCGCGCCGCAAGGCCCGGCGGCUGCUGGAGACGGUGCUGCUCGUCCUGGCCGCCUUCCUGCUGUGCUGGGGGCCGCUCUUCGGCCUGCUGCUGGCCGACGUGUUCGGCUCCAACGUCUGGGCGCAGGAGUACCUGCGCGGCAUGGACUGGAUCCUGGCGCUGGCCGUGCUCAACUCGGCCGUCAACCCCGUCAUCUACUCGUUCCGCAGCCGCGAGGUGUGUCGCGCCGUGCUCAGCUUCCUCUGCUGCGGGUGUCUGCGGCUGGGCCUGCGGGGCCCCGGGGACUGCCUGGCCAGGGCCACCGAGGCGCACUCCGGAACCUCCACCACCGACAGCUCGCUGCGGCCGCGGGACAGCUUCCGGGGCUCCCGGUCGCUCAGCUUCCGGAUGCGGGAGCCCCUGUCCAGCAUCUCCAGCGUGCGGAGCCUCUGA
Messenger RNA from Propithecus coquereli (Coquerel's sifaka), 1155 nucleotides. RefSeq names its product sphingosine-1-phosphate receptor 4 (gene S1PR4). Gene Ontology annotation, molecular function: sphingosine-1-phosphate receptor activity. The record is from RefSeq and is a predicted model, not a curated record. Gene Ontology annotation, cellular component: membrane. Gene Ontology annotation, biological process: G protein-coupled receptor signaling pathway. The coding region runs from base 1 to 1155 and encodes 384 amino acids. The transcript has a single exon. NCBI's taxonomy places the organism in Eukaryota, Metazoa, Chordata, Mammalia, Primates, Indriidae.